This is a messenger RNA of Solanum verrucosum, 684 nucleotides long. RefSeq lists its product as uncharacterized. The record is from RefSeq and is a predicted model, not a curated record. Lineage: Eukaryota; Viridiplantae; Streptophyta; Magnoliopsida; Solanales; Solanaceae. The transcript has a single exon. The coding region runs from base 221 to 619 and encodes 132 amino acids.
UUUCUCGUUUUCAGUAUUCGAUAUUCAUUUUGAAUUCAAUUGAUUCAAAGGCCCGCCCUCUUGGUCCAAACGCAAGACUUCUGAUUAAAAGCCGACAUAUAUAUAUAUAUAUAUACUCCGUCUUCACACACCUACAUACAUAUUUUUGAUUUCUCAUUCAGUGCUCGAAAUUAGAAUUUGAACUCGAAACUUCUGAGUAAGAAGAAAAACCAAGAGUACCAUGAAUAGUUAUAUUCCCAUUACCGAUUCCAAACAAGAAACCAAAAUUCCUAAUUACUACUACGAUUCAUCAUCUUCUCCAACUGGAUGUGGAUUGUGUAGUUGUUUAAAGUUUUCCUGUUUCAAUUGGGGCAAAGGUAAUGAAGUUCACAGCAGAUCUCUGCUACAAGAUCAUGAAACAGAGCACAGAGAGUCAUGGCUGGUGAUAUUGAAGAAUUUAUUAAGAAAAAUGAAUCGUAAUUCGAAGAAAUCGAAAGCUCAAUUUCAGUAUGAUGCUCAGAGUUAUGCUCUGAAUUUUGAUGAUGGAGCUCAUGGGGAAGAAGAUGGGCUUUUGUGUAAUUUCUCAGCUAGGUUCGCUGUCCCUGUUAUUGCUCAAAAACAGAGCAAAAAUGGUUUGUGACACUUUUUUAUUUUAAAAGUAUUGAAAAUGUUAUUAAUAUAAUUAGAGUACUAUCUUCUUUUUUA